Molecule: messenger RNA, 853 nt
Organism: Trichoderma asperellum CBS 433.97
Lineage: Eukaryota; Fungi; Ascomycota; Sordariomycetes; Hypocreales; Hypocreaceae
Source: RefSeq, a predicted model, not a curated record
AUUUACUGCUGACUCAAGUUUACAGCGCUGACGCCUUUGUCGGAACCGAAGCCACCGGCGCCAUGUCAUGGGCUUUCAUUACCGCCCUGAAAGCCAAUCCCAAACAGAGCUACGUCGAGCUGCUCAACAGUAUCCGAGAAAUUCUCGAGACCAAGUAUACUCAAAAGCCACAGCUGUCUUGCAGCCAUCCUCUAGAUGUUGCUCCAAAAUGAACUUGAACUGUCUGGGUAGAAAACAGGAUAAUUUAGGAUAACUUUGAAGUAAAGCUAUAUUGGAUAUUUUAUAGCAAAAACCAGCUGAAAAUAAGUGUAAUGUGUACCUAUAUAUAGGGGAGGGGGACUUAUAUGGACCAGUAUGUCCCGUACAUGACACAGCAUCAAUCUGCUGGGCGUACGAGGAGUAAGUACGUGCUUCAUUCUCACUUUGUGGGCUUGCUUCUUCUUGGGUACCCAGAUUUUAGUCACUUCAUCGCUUCUUGGUCUUCAUUGUUUACUCUUUUACCAUCUCAAUCUACAAGAUGGAGUAUCUCCUUGUGCUGCAUCAUGCAAUUCACCAACCUCGAAUGCCACACAAUUUUAUCUCCAUUUCUCAAUCCCUCUUUCGCUACUUCAGACUGCUCUUUCGCACUACUGACAAUACCAGCAGCGAGGCUCGAUUCCUCAAAUCUCAUAUCCAGCACCCGCCGUUCCUUAGGUCGAAUUCCAUCGAAAGCGGUCUUCAUAUCCUCCAAAUUCAUAGUUUCACCGUUCAUCAUUUCUGGAAGUGCUCCUUGGCAGGCUUUUCUCCAACCCAAUCGCGUAGAUACUCGAACCAGUCUUUAAUCUGAAUUUUCUCACUACGCUGUCGACGACUA